This is a messenger RNA of Rhagoletis pomonella (apple maggot), 3797 nucleotides long. Its product is annotated as hemicentin-1-like. The transcript is spliced from 7 exons. NCBI's taxonomy places the organism in Eukaryota, Metazoa, Arthropoda, Insecta, Diptera, Tephritidae. Gene Ontology annotation, biological process: synapse organization. The record is from RefSeq and is a predicted model, not a curated record. The coding region runs from base 1690 to 3456 and encodes 588 amino acids. Gene Ontology annotation, cellular component: neuron projection membrane.
UUUGGCUGAACUUAAGUCCUUAUUGUGCACUUCUAAUAUAUUUAGUUGUCCGGUGUAAGUGCUUGCAAAAGGACAUUCAAGUGUUUCGAGCGCGGAAAAGUUAGCUGAGUGGCCGUGUUGCGUACACACAAAGGAGAGGAAAAGUUAACUAAAAAGAAGUGAAAUCAAGAUUUUGAUGUUUAAGUGAUGUGCCUACGAAGGGAGUUAGUGAGUGAGGCAAGGGUGAAGUCCUGGUAAAUAAAUCAGGAAGAAUAAAAAUAUGUGGCGUAUUUAGUAAAAAAGUUACGUUUUUUAACUUGACAGUUUGAACCGAAAUGUUGACAGAAUGUUGAAGAGGCAAUUAACUAGUGUCUAGCAUUUAAACAUUUGGUGAAACAAAAGUGGCAAGUUCACAGCCUACUCCUAUCAGGAUUCUCUGUUUAACUGUGUGAUAAUUUAAUUUCCACUGAAAUGUACUAAAUCUGCAACGCACCAAAUUUUUACUUCGUCGCAUUUGUGAGAGUAUAAUUAAAUGAACCACGUGGAAAUCUAAAAUAAUAAAGAGAUGUGGUCAGCGCUAAGAAAUGCUUAAGGCAGCACAUAAAUAGGCGUCAUUUUUGAUUGUGAAAAUUGUGUUAUGGCGGAGCUAAAACUUAAUAAAAAAAAGCAAGUAACUAAAUUCGCCUCAGCGCCAGCAAACUGUGAAGUGCAUAAUUAAAAGAGAUCAUUCCCAAUUGGCACUCAAUGCAAUGAAAACGCAGACAUUUUACGUCAAUCCCAUAAAACGUGUCCUUGCCCAUUGAGUCACGUGCGUGCGUUUGCCGUAGAGUGGCUUCAAGUGUUGUCGAGUGUGCACUUGCCUACUCUGCGUUUAAUUAUCUUAAUUGAAUGUGCGCUUUAUGCGGUGCCCCCAACUAGCGAGUAAUUGUUGCUCGAAUAAAAAAAAAAAUAAAAUAAAAAUAAAAAAAACCAGAAGAUACAUCGAAAAACACCCAACGAGUCGCUCACUUGACCAAGUGCCAGAAAACCUCCAACAAAAUAGCCGCACAACGAUAACGACACCUACUUUUUUAUAACUUGUACGUAAAAAUUUCGAAGUGUGUAAACAAGAACUAAGUCCAUCCGUGUGUGUUCGUUGGUGUGUGUGUGUGCUGAAGGCCAUAUUGCUGCAAAUAACAAUUUGUGCCACACUGAGUGUUAGGCUGUGUUGCGAAAACAGCAAAAUCACAUUCAAAUAAAUGAGGAACAAAUCGAAGAGCUCACCGACAACGAAAACAAAACCAACAACAUAGCUUCAUUCUAUCCGUUCGAGAUCAGUCGCCAAACAUCAGCAACCGAUUGCUGCCGCGGGUGAGUUGGGACGCGGCCUUCACGCGUCGUCAUCACGCGCCGCCAGCCACACACAAUUUCCGAUAACAGCUGAACUACAAUAACAAUGUAAAAACGCAAAAUUGUCAUCAGCAGUUAGCAGUCAGCAGUCAGCAGUCAUUGGCAUUGAUUUUCUUUUUGUGAGUUCAUUUUCAUUUUGUGAAUAUUCUUUGGACGUCAAUGCCGCGCCAACUCAUUGCUGCUGUCGUCCUCGUAGUCAUCGCUAUUGCCUUGUCAUUUUGGUAAUUGCGAUAUCCCUACGCUGUUUGCAUAGCAGAAACAGUCAAACACCAAAAACAAAAAAAAAACAAAAAGAAAACAAAUAUCUGAAUUUCGGAUGAAAUGUUGCUGGAAUACGUAAUGAUGCUGCUUGUGUUCGGAUUAACCACAACCGUUGAGCGGAGCCACAUAGACGCGCUAGCAUUCGAGGGUACGACAAGACAUCCGCCACAUCAUCACCAUACGCCGCCGACGAUGGCGCCGCCACCAUUACAUACACUCACACCCAGUGGGCAUCAGCUGCCUCAGCAGUUUUUGGAAUCGAUGUCACUAGCAGCACAGCUGCCAUCCACUACAUCACUCUCGUCGUUGUCAUCGUCUUCAUCCGCAUCGCUGGCAUCUCUUUCACAGCUCGAACUCUCUAAUGCCAUCGUGGACAGUUUCGAAGGCGUCGGCAGCAGCGUUGAGCCGCAAUUUGAAAACACCACCGAACGCGAAGUGAUCGCGGCCGUCGGCACCACAGCCCGCAUGCACUGCCGUGUGCGAAAUCUUGGUGAUCGCGCCGUUUCGUGGAUACGCAAGCGAGACCUGCACAUUCUCACCAUUGGCAUCAUGACGUAUACGAAUGAUCAGCGCUUCCUGGCGCGACACAUCGACAACUCGGACGAGUGGGUGCUGAAGGUGGUGUCGGUGCAGCCGCGUGACGCUGGCAUCUACGAGUGCCAGGUGUCAACAGAGCCGAAAAUCAGUCAGGCGUACAAGCUGAUGGUUGUGACAUCGAAGGCGCAAAUCCUCUCGAAUCGCGAACUCUUCAUACAAAGUGGCAGCGACAUUAAUUUGACGUGCAUCGCACCGCAAGCGCCCGGGCCCUACACGCACAUGAUGUGGUACAAGGACAGCGAAUUAAUUAACGAUUCAACGCGCGGCGGUAUACGCGUCGUAUCGGAGCAGCAAAUGAAGACGAGCAAUUUGGUGAUAUCGCGCGUGCUGCACCGGGACUCGGGGAAUUACACAUGCGCGGCAGAUAAUUCAACACCUCAACCGAUAUGGAUGGAGAACGAUGAGCUGCUGCACAAAAUUUUCACAAAGAAGCAGCAACACGAAUACGCGCAUCGCCAGCAGCUGCAGAGAUCUGCCAAAAAGCUAAACAAGAAAGCUGUUUCGCCACCGACCCCGGCACCUUACUUUGAGAACUCCACGCAGAGAAGUGUUGUCGUUGCUGUCGGACGGACUGCAAAAUUACAUUGUCGUGUACGAAAUUUGGGGGAUCGCGCAGUCACUUGGAUACGUCAACGUGACUUACACAUCCUGACCAUCGGCGUGAUGACCUACACGAAUGACCAGCGCUUUGAGGCUUUGCAUUGUGAGGACUCCGUUGAGUGGUCGUUGAAAAUUGCAUCUGUGCAGCUGCGAGACUCUGAUGUGUAUGAAUGCCAAGUUUCGUCGGAGCCGAAAAUUAGUCAGGCCUUCGAGCUGAACGCUUUAGUGGCUAAAGCGAAAAUACUAGCAAAUACCGAGUUAGUAUUCAAAAGCGGCAGUGACAUUAAUCUUACCUGCAUCGACCAUCAGGCCCCAUCGCCGCCCGCUUACAUUUACUGGUACAAGGAUGGCGAACUAAUUAACUACUCGCAACGUGGUGGCAUUAGCGUGCUGACAGAGCGUCCAACGAAAACCAGCAAGUUGCUAAUCGCACGUGUCGUGCCCAGUGACUCCGGCAACUACACUUGUCUACCAAGCAAUUCCGAUUCUGACAGCGUCUAUGUGCACGUAAUCAAAACCGAACAUCCUGCAGCAAUGCAACAUGAAGAAGCCACCCAUUUGAUGCAACCACACUUGCUGCUGCAACUGUUUUGCAUGUUUUUUCUGAAUGAAGGAAUUGCUGUUCGAUAGUAAAAUAAACAUGUAUUUAUAUCACAAAGUUAUUUAUAUUUAGGUGCUUUUAUAUCUCUAAGCAAAUGGCUAGGUAUACCUAAAUAAUCGUAUAGAUUAGGAUGUUUUAGUGAAUAAGGAUUUGAGGACAUUCGCAAUUGGUAAGAAACACAGCUUAAAUGAAUAGAGAUAUGUAUGUAUUUAGAAAUUUAGAAAUGUAGAUUUGUAUGUAUUGAUAAUGAUAAUUUUCUUACUUAUUGGGAAUUAAGAGAAUAUUCAUAGCUCAUAAAUGUAUAUAAGUAAACGGUACCAUAUAAAUAUAUUGUAUUUCGCUGUAAAAUUAUUCGGAAUCGUUCAAGAAA